Messenger RNA from Auanema sp. JU1783, 2304 nucleotides. The record is from the annotation of a GenBank genome assembly. Lineage: Eukaryota; Metazoa; Nematoda; Chromadorea; Rhabditida; Rhabditidae.
AUGAAACAUAGAUCUAUUCUUAUAGUUUUGUAUCUUCUCUUAGACAUACCCUUAACAACUUUACUUCUCGGGUUCUUUUCACCAUCAAAGGAGUUUCAUUUCGACAACGUUCUGAAAUACCUCUUAUUUCUCGAUGGAUAUUCAUUUAUAGACAAUCCUUUUGAUUUUGUCGUUUUAGCCUGCAUCAGAGCUUUGUUCCUGAUAACCGCUGUGGUUUUAAUAAUUUUACAUAAAGAGAAAGUGAAUACUGUACUAUUCACACCUGUACUUAUUUACACUAUAUUCUGCUAUUCCUAUACCCUAAUCAAGUUAUUGGCUUUUGCGGAAAAAGCAGAGCAAAUUCGUUAUUGGGGUCUGUGGUACACUAUUUCUUUCUCCAUACUCUCCCCUGUUCUGUUUUGUUGCUUGUGGAGUUGGACAAUAGCGAAAAAGUCUCAUCAUGGCAAUUACGGACGUUUAGUAGAAGAUGAUGCUCAGAGUGUUUCAUCUCAGAGACGACUUUUCUCUGAUCUCGAAUCACUUGUAAAUACAGAAGAUUCACGUAUUAGCACAUCUCAGCAUGCUUGGAAGCUUCUGUCUUACUGUCGAUAUGAAUGGGUCUGGUUUGCUUCCGGGUUCUUCUUUUUGAACAUUUAUGCUUUCGCUCGUGUUUUUAUACCUUCAAUGAUGGGAGAUGUGAUUGCCAACAUUGUCAAGACUAAAGGAUAUGACGUCUUGAUUCAUUCCGUGAUUGUUAUGUCUAUUCUGCUCUUCAUCAGUUCCAUAGCUGGCGGUUUACGUGGAGGAUGCUUUGAUUAUGCUUCCGCACGAGUUAGUCGUCGAAUCAGACAAAAUCUGUUCAGUUCUCUCGUUCUCCAAGAUAUAGCUUUCUUUGAUAUAACAAAAACUGGAGAAAUUGUAUCACGUUUGACAUCUGAUUGUCAGACCAUGUCUACAACAGUUGCAACAAACCUGAAUGUUUUCCUUCGCAAUGGUAUCAUGCUCAUUGGAGCUAUGAUAUAUAUGUUUGUCAAAUCAUGGAAACUGGCCAUGGUUACAGUGAUUGCGGUACCAUUGGUCGCCUGUCUCACCAAGCUUUAUGGUGGUUACUUCGAUUCUUUGUCAGAAAAGAUACAGGACUCUAUCGGAAAGGCAAACCAUAUUGCUGAGGAAGUGUUAUCCACCAUGCGAACUGUUAGAUCGUUUGCUUGUGAGCAUAGAGAAGCCAAAAGAUUUGAUGAUCACCUGGAAACAACAUUGAAAAUGGGCAAAAAGAAGUCUGUAGCAUACAUGGGAUAUACUUGGACUAAUGAAGUCUGUGACAACAUUGUCCUUGUAGCUGUACUUUUCUACGGUGGACAUUUGGUUUUGUCAGGUCAAAUGGCCACUGAGGAUUUGAUAACAUUCCUUCUAUAUCAGAUGCAGCUUGGAGAAAACCUGGCCAGUAUCGGUUAUGUUUUUACUGGCCUCAUGGAAUCCAUUGGAGCGUCUCGAAAAGUUUUUGAAUAUAUGAACAGGAUCCCAGUUAUCACAAUGGACGGAAAAUUACAGCCCGAAGUGAACGGAGAAAUUGUGUUCGAAGAUGUUCAUUUUACUUAUCCUUCAAGACCUAAUAAUGAAGUUCUCAAGGGGCUGAACUUGAAAAUAGAAGCCGGAAGAACCGUAGCUUUGGUGGGGCCUAGUGGUGGUGGAAAAUCAUCCAUAGUUGCUAUGAUACAACACUUCUAUGAACCCAACAGUGGUUCUAUUACUCUGGAUGGUGUGAAGAUUGAAAACAUCUCUCACUCAUACUAUCAUCAGAAGAUAGCCUUAGUUGCUCAAGAACCAGUUUUGUAUGAUGGAAGUAUACGCUAUAACAUUCUAUAUGGAUGUGAUUUUGCUACUGAGGACGAUAUGUUAGCUGCUUCUAAGAUGGCAAAUGUUCAUAACUUUGUUAUGGAGCUGGAGAAGGGAUAUGACACCAACUGCGGAGAUAAAGGUGUUCAAAUGUCAGGUGGCCAAAAACAACGCAUAGCUAUAGCACGUGCUCUAGUGAGAAAUCCUGCGGUUUUGAUACUGGAUGAAGCAACUAGUGCUUUGGAUGCUGAAUCUGAAGCUUUGGUUCAGGAAGCGCUAAACAGAUGCGUCAAAGAGAGAACUGUUUUAAUAAUAGCUCAUCGUUUAUCAACGAUUGAAAAAGCGGAUACAAUAGCUGUUAUACAGAAGGGUUGUUUAGUUCAGUCUGGAUGUCAUCAAGAACUUAUGCUUGAUAAGGAAGGACUUUAUUACUCUCUUGUAGCUAAACAACUUUUAGCUGCUAAAGUGGGUGAGGAAGACAGUUUGUAA